UGAGGCUGCAUAAAAUUAUAAUUGUUUACAAUCGGAUUGGAGCGUAAGAUGAAUGCAACAUAGUCGCCAACCACAAAAUCUUCCAUGUCUAGAGGAGUUGAUUGAAAUCUCGAGCCUACUAUCAUUCAAUAUGUGUCAACUGUACAGUGUACAGCUUCAAGGUAAACAUUAAACUUGUGCAUCUAUUUUAAAUUAUUUUUUUUUUUGAUUUCACAAUAUAUGGCCAAACAAAUACUCUUUUAAUUUAGUAUAAUGUAAUUUUUUAAAAAUUGGUAUAGCAAAUUAAUUAAAAAUCAAUUGGUUGAUAUAGGUAGAUUAAUUUAAUUAAUGAAUCACAUAAGAGGUUGGUUGGCCUAUUGAAAAAUUUAAUUUAGAUUUUUUCAAGAAUAAUGCCUUUUAAUGGCCGAAGAAGAAAAUGUUGGGGUUGUAUUUGGAAAUUUAGAGACCUUUCAAGAAUACAAAGAAGAACUAUUAUUAGUGAUCAUUGCAGGAGCUUAAAGUGCUGAAUGUAUUAAUGGGUGCCUAUGUUUCAUGUAGGUUUUAGGAAUGUAGUAAGUUAUUCUGCUGGAACAAUUCAAAUUUCAAACGUAUAUUAUCAAUAAAUUUAUAAAAGAUUUCAUGUAUUAACUAAUUAUUAUUGUUACUUUGAGAAAUAUCCAUAACAUCAGUGUAAAAGUAAAGAUAUAAAUAUUUCCAAAAGUAACAAUAUAUUUGACAAUGAUUGUAUUUUUUAAGUUUUUUUUUUUUAUUUAGUUUUUUCCAAUGGUAUAUGCUCUAACUACAAAAAAAACUGAUCACAUAUGAAUCGUUCUUCGUGAUUGUUUGGUACAUUUUGGGUUUAAACUAUGAAGAUCUUGUUAUAGUAACAGACUAUGAGCUUGGCCUUAUGAACGUUGUAAGGAAUAUUUUCUCAGAGAGUAAAUUACAUAGAUGCUGGGUUCAUUAUUGGCAAGUGAGUAUCAAAUAGAUUUAUGAUUAAAAGCCUAGUAAAAGAGAAUAAAAUUGUUUUGUUCAUGUUGUCUAUGUUUCUUUUAUUUGUUUAGGUAAGGUACUGACUAUCACUCUAUAGUGACUAGGUACUAAAUAGAUAUUAUUAUGUGUCUAGUCUGUUAUACUGUACCACCGGAGAAAAUUGAUCAGUGUUCCAUCUAUUUCAAUCCAAUUAUCUGGUUGGUGGGCUAGAGUAUUAGGCAUGGUAAUUUAAUUAAUUUUAAACUUUUUAUUACCGACUGAUUGUAUUAAAAUAUUCUUCUUAUAUUAUUUCAUUACCUGAUAUAAAUAAGUAUAGUUUUUAAAUCUUAUCUCUACCACAUCUAUCUGCAGAAGUCAAAAACAAAUGUAAUUUCAUCAUGUUAAAUGGUUAAAAGUAAUUUUUGAUCUCCAACCACCAAAGAGAUUUUGAAUAACUUCAAGUAUUUUUCAGUAAUAAAUAUUUUUAAUUAAAAAACAACUGCACUUAUCAAAAAAUGUAUACAUUUUAUAUACACCUUAUAUUACCAAAAAAAAAAAUAAAAAAAUAUACAGUAAAACUUUCAUAAUGGUCUCUAUGUAACAGUAAUUUUUUUUAGUCCCAUCAAGUGUUAUGGAAAAAAUACAUUAAUGCCUCUAUUUAGCGGGCAUUCUAAAUACCUGUCAAAAUAUAAGAUAAAUUGUAUAGGAGUAUAUAAGGAGUUUAAGAAAUUUAAAGUAAGCGGUUUUCCAAAUUAUUUAUAGCAGUUUGUAGUUAUUUCAUCAAACUUUUACGAUAACUCUAUGAAUACAGUGGGCCUAUGAAUUUUAUUGUGUUUCAUUAAUUUCCUAUGUCAGUUGAAAAUGUUUGGCAAAGUGUGUGGUUAUGGUGGCGUCCAAAUGAAAAAACCUAACUGUAACAGAGAAAAUAUAGUUGUUAGAGUAUUAUGAAAAAAAAUGUGACUGCAUGUGCUUUCGCAGAUAAAUUUGGAAUAUGCAAAAUUUAAGUCACAAAUUCAAUAAAAAUAAAAAAACUGUUUUAAAAUUAUGGAAAUCUAACAGUAUAGUGAAAUGUUUAAAACGUCAUAAAAUCAAUUCAAUUAGUAUCAACGAUGUAGUGUAAAAAUGGUUUUGUGCUGCACAUGCUAAAAAUAUUCUAAUUAAUGGACUCAAAGAAUUUAUAAGUAAAGAACUAGAAAUUUAAAAUUUUAAAGUGUCAAAUGGUUGGCAUGAUAAAUUUAAAGCACGGUAUAAUAUUUCUUAUAAAGUUGUUUGUGGUGAAAGUAAUAUAGUUAAUACGGAAACUGGACGAAUAGCGUAUAAAAGUAAAAAAUGAAUUUCUCUUAUGAGUCUUAAAAAAUAUUUUUAAUGCCGAAACCUCGUUGUUUUAAAAAUGCAGACAUAAAACGUCUGGGAGGCAAAUAAAAAAAAAAUGUAUGAUGUGAAGUAUAAUGACUGAGUGUUUAAUGUGGUUUAAUGUAAAAAUGUAAAAAGAAAAGCGUAUGUACAGUUACUUCAUUUUUGGAUAAUGCUACAUCACGUCAUCUUGAUUAAAAGUUAUAAAAAUAUAUAAUUAGGAUUUUUACUACCAAAUACAACGCUACACUGCUAGUCUCUAGAUCAAGGUAUUUUUAAUUUUGAUACAUAUUAUAAUAUACACAACUAUUUUAUUUUAAAUUAUACAUACUAUAAGUUAUAUGGAAGUUUUAGUGUAUUUAUACAAAGUUCUCAUAAAUCUAUUAUUACCCAAGAAAAAUAUUAAAAUAUCUAAUAUUUAAUUUAUUUUACAAACUUGGUUUUCAUAUGAUUAUUUACAUAUUUUAAAAUAACAGUUGAUGAUAAUACAAAAUAACUUAAGUAAAAAUAAUAAAAAUAUAAUUUGCUAAAAAAAGCUUUAAAUAUAAAUUACAUCGGGUUGAAUGUUUUAUUUUAUGAUUGAAUUUAUAUUGUGUUCAAAGCCUUGGCUUUAAUAUAAACAAUAUUGACCUAUCAUUCAACUAUUCGAAGAAGUUAUUUUAAAACAAUUUGCUGAGAAUAUAUAAGCAUCUUUUAAUCUGAAAUAUUCUUUAACUACUGUUCACUGGGAUAGAUUUAUAUUACCUGAUAUUACUGGUAAAGAUUAAAUUGAUCAUCUUCCUAUUUUAUUAUCUGAAGAUUGAGUAAGUUAGCUCCUCAAUGUUCUAAAGAUUGAAUCUGGAUCUGUAGAAGCUUUGUGAAAUGCUGUUAUAGAGUCAUUAUUUGAUUGGGAUAAAACAGAUCACGUUAUUAUUUGACACAACAGCCAGAAACACUUGACACUACAUGGAGCUGCUCUAUUUUUGCAUCAAAUGUGUUAUUCUUAAAAUUGGUUGUAUCUUAAAUUUAAUUUUUAAAAAUAAUUGUGUUUAUAUUUAUACAUAUUAUAUAUAUAUACACACACACAAACAGAAGUCAAAUGCGUUUUAAAACCUUAAAAUGUUGGUACUUGCAAAAAAUUAACCUAGAAAGGGAACCAAUAUAAUAAUUGUACACUACCCCCUAAUUCUGUAUAGUUGCGGCACUGAUUAAGUUAAGUGAGGAUAAAAUCGGUAGAAAAUUAUAACUUGUAUGUCGUCAUCAUGUACUAGAAUCAGUUUUAGGAUCUGUUUUUACUAUUUGUUAUAAUAGUCCGUUGACUGGACCAAACAUUAAAAUCAGUGGUGUAAUUUUGGCAUAAUGUCAGAGGUUGCAAAGACCUGCCCCCACAUUCAACAUUAUAAAAACAAAUAAUUUAAUACAAUCAUAUUAUUAUAUAUUAUUAAUAUAAAAUUCAUUACACAAAUCUAUAUAAUUUUUUUUAUACAGGUACACGUUAUUACACAAAAUUAUGAAUUAUAAAUCGCAUAAUCUUUUACUAUAAAUUAGGAUACAAAAUUGUAACUGCUUUAUUGUUCUAUAUUUGAAUUUAUUAUAUUUUUUUAAUUUUUAAUGUUUAAUAAUUAAAAUAUUCCAUAACUUACAUUAAAGAAUAUAAUUAAAUAUUAUAUUAGUAAAAAUAUGAUGAUUGAAAAGUUUGAAUUUAAAAAUAGGUUUAUUUUUAUUUAAUUUAUAAUAGCGAGUAGUGAUUUGUAAAUUUUAAUCAAUUCAUUGUAUUUUUAUCGGUGGAGUAUUGAUAAUAUAUAAUUUCAAUUUUGUCAUUCUUGAAUAAGUUUUUUUUCAUAAUUAAAUAAUAAAAACGAAAAAUAGAAAUUUCAGGGGUUGCAAAUCAAUACAUUUCUGACUCCCCAAUUACGCCACUGAUUAAAAUAUUCCAAAUAUUUCAACAACAGUGGAAAAAUAUUAAUGAAAAUAAAUUUCAAGUCUUAAUAGAAAGAGCGACUAAUCAAGACCAAUGAAUAAUAUAAAUCAAUUCAAUUAAUUAAUAAUGAAUAUUGCGUCAAAAAUUGUUGCAUUUGUUGUAUAAGUUAAAUCACUAUUACAGUAUCAGAAAUUCGGAAUGUAUAAUCGGUGAAUUUACCAGUCGCCAGCCUACAGUGAUGACUGCUGGAAAUUCGGAUAGGUUAUUAAAAAUACUCAUGUUUUAUGAUAUUAUGUUAAUUAGUUAUAAUCGAGAAAUAAAAUAAAUAUUCCUGCCUAAAAUUUUGUAAUAAUUGAGAAAAACCAAAAAAUAAUGAAAAAUGUAAACUGAUGAGUUUACUGCACUAGGAUUCUUUUAUUUUAAUUAUUUAGAGUUUUUUUUGUGAUUUUAAUUUAAUUCGUGAGUAAAUAAUUGGUUUUUUAAUUUUCUUUAUAGUUUUUUUAAUAAUUGAGCAAAACCGAAAAACGCGUAGAAAGAACGAGACAAUUUACGUAUUUUAAAUUUUUUUAUUUUUAUGUAAUUUAGUUGAAUAUAUUCGUAAAGAUUCAACAUUUUGACAGAAAACUUAUUAGUCUAUUCUAAACGUGAUAAUAUUUUCAAAUUGUUGAGCUAUUUAUAGACAUUUUAAUUUUACGAGAUUUUUCAUGUAAUUUUUAUUUGGUAGAUACUCUGGAUAAAAUUGUUAGACUAAACAAAGAUGCUUGGAAAUUUGACAGGAGGUUCAUUAUAAGUCGUAUUUAGUGGUCGAAAAAAUAAAAAAAUUAGUGUAAUGUAGUAUUUUUUUUUUUUUUUAUAAGAGUUCAAAUUAAAUUUUUAAUUAUGACGAAAACCGUAAAUAUUAUGAACUUUCAAAACAUCAUUAAUCGAUCUUUGUUCCGAAUCGUUUUUCGUUAUCAAUUUAUCGUAGGUUACAGGUAUAAAUUUACUAACAUUUUUAUGUAAUCCACAUUCCCUACUACCCACCUACAACAGUGGCCGCACCUAUCUCUAGUAUCUUUUUUAAUUUUAAUGGGCUAAAAUUUGGUAUAUAAAUGAACAGGGAGUCGACUGAUUCUUCCAUUGGACUGUAUUUAUCUAUGCGUGUCAAAUUAUACUAACUAUAAUCAUAUUUUUUUUUUAGUUUAUACAUAAGCGGUUUUGUAGAAUACCAAUUAAAUUAUCUUUCUGAGAUUAAGAUUUAUAUGCAUUAGUAUGAUAUUUUUAUGUCAACAAAGUUUUAGUAAUGUAAUUAUUUAUAUUACUUAGAAUUAAAAUACCUAUGUAAUUUUUAUUUCUGUUUAUUUUCGUAUAUUAUUCUAACCAAAACGGCAAUAACUUAGAACACGUAGGUAUAUUGCGUAUUCAUUUGGGGGCGAAAUGUCCGGCGGCUGACUAGUCAGUUGUUGUUGCGGAACGGUGGUGGUGAAUGUGUGGCGGCAAAAUGUCCUAGACCUACGAAAAACAUGAAGGUAAUAAAACUUUAUUUAGGCACAUAUUGUGACGUGUGUACAACUAUGCACAAAGGUCACCCUUGAACGUUUUUUUUUUUUUUUUGCAUUCGCACACAUAGGAAAGUAAUGGUAUUAUAUCAUUGAUGUAACUACUAUAACCAGCCGGUAACACAUUGGUUGGCCUACUUUUAUUUAGGUACUUACGUAUAUUACAGCGCGGUCCAGUCUCCAGGCGUCGUGUCUGAGUUUCACUAGUGUGUCGCUAUCUCUUACUCAACGCGUCGCCGUAGAAAUAAUAAAAACGCCGCGUGUGUAAAAUUGUAUUAUUAUCAUUAUCGUGCGGUAUAAUACCGUCGAUUUUGUGCCGCACAAGUAAAUUUAUUACGCCGUAAUUUCAGAAAAAUCGCCAUACAUCAGAAAUCGAACGUUCCUUGGCCGCCGUCGUACGGACGUGCAGUUGUUCGCAAAAUGCACACAUUUUAAGUGUUUUGUUUUUUAUUAAACCGCCGCGAUACAUAUUUUAUUAUUAUAUCCUACCAUCGAAUAUUAUUUUAAAUAAGAAAAACAAUACUUUUAGAAAAAUGACCGAAAACAAUAUUCUGUGCGCCUGCAUGUUCCGCUUGUCCAUUUUAAUUGGUCUCCUGUCGGUCGUGGUUACCAUAAUAUAUUAUACACCUAUGCCUGAUCUCGGUAAUUAUACGAUAAUAUUAUGCACUAUACAUUAUAAGAAUUUUUUAUAGACACAUUAACUGUAAAUUUUCGAACGAAAUUACAUAAUAUUUUAUUCUAUUCAUACAUAUUUUAAACGUAGUAACGAGGGAUGUACAGUGACGUAUUUAGGGAUGUGCGAAAAUGGAAAUCACUUCGGUUAGCAACAUUUCAAGGCCUGUAAAAUUUAAACGAUUUUAGGUGGCAAUUUGGGUAUCCAUGUAAACGGGGGAGGGGGGAAACUUAUUUUGACAUGAAGUGUAAAGAUCUGCGCUAUUGCACCACUAGGAGUCCAUGGUGUAUGAUGUGUGUGUUUUUUUCUGUUGGUAAUCAACGGUUAUACCUGCAAAAUUCUUGUUCCGAUCAUCAUCUUCUUUUUAAAAUUUCUGUUAACAAAUUAUGCGCAAUAAUAAAAUAAUAAAGUAAAAACAAAAUUAUUAAAAUGGUUAUUACUCGUAAAUAAAUACUUAAUAAAUAAGCGUUUCAAGUAGUUGUAUCAUCGACAUAAGUCGAUAUUGAGGAUAACGGAAUAUCGGAUAUCAGGUUUUUAUUUUUUUUUUCAAAAAUGAUAUUUGUUCCGAUAUUUUUGGUAAAAAAAUGUCUACCUAUAAUAUCCCUGGAAUAUUCAAAAAGCCGUUUAGAAAAUCGAAUUUUCAAUCCAUACUCGUAUAUUGGACAUUGGUUAAUUUAAAUAUAAACUCAUAGUUAUCGAUUUUGGAUCGUAUCGACUGAAUAGGAUAUCGGUAGCAAAUAUCGGACAAAUUAAUGUCGGCUUAACACCAGUUUAAGCUAACAUUUUGACGAAAGUCGUCAAAAACAUGUUCAACCGAACUUUGCUGGGGAUCGUUUUUCGUUAUAAAUAAUUUAUCGUUGUGAAUAUACAUUACUUAAUUGACUUUACCUAUGUUAAACUAACGAAACAUUGAGAGUAGAUGAAGCCACUGCAGUCUCCCUCUAUAAAUAAUUUCCCGAGUUGAACAAAUAAUAUAUCCACGGUAAAGAAAACAGAGAAUUAAUUAUGUUGUAAUGUUAAAUUUGUGUUUUUAUAAAAAAAGUACCUAUAAAAAUCGUUUUACGAAGACUUUUUAAUAUUGUUCGUAUAGAGAGGAAGGGGGUAACAUAAUUGCCCAUAGUAUUAAAGAAUUAUUAGUAUCAAUAUUGUAUAGGUUUUUAAUACUAAACUGACUGUAUUUAUAUUCGUCAAUUUUUCGUCACGUGUGUUUCAGUAUUUGUUUCGUUAUUAUUUCUAUAUUAUUUAGUCUUCGAUACAGUCGUUUGAUUUAUUUCUUUAUAAUCAUCCACAUUUUUCGUCAAUAUUAUAACCAAAAAUUAUUCUUAAAACUUUCCUAUCAAAUAUCAGAAGCAUAAUGUUUUCAUCCAUUUUACGAACUGCCCCUAGCGGGUUUUCGAGCCAUUUAUUACUAUUGGGUAAUAUUGAGAUUUGGUAUACUUAAUUGUAUUUUUAGGUUUUUUAAAAUGUUGCACAGGAAUGAUAAAGAAUAUUGUUUACAUUACUGUUUAAUGGACAAAAAAAAAAUGUUGAUUUUUAUAAACUAUAAAGUGAUAGUGGCUUUUUCAAAAUUUAAAAGUCCUAUUCCCUUCCGUUUUUGUCUUACCAAAUUCAUAUGUUUGUACACGACUUAUGGAAAAGGUCUGGAAAAUUUCAAAGCUCUACGGUUAUUUUGAACUGAACUACAACAUAUAUAAAAAAAAAUCAUAGGCACAAUAUACUUGUAAGUAAAAACAAUAUGAGUAUUCCUUGUUAUAUUCUCUAAAAUCUAAAAAUUAAAUUUAAACAUCUAUACCUUUAAUAACACCGUUGUAUCAUUGCGAUUAAUAAAUCUUCAUGGAACUCUAUAUUGUAAUCUGCAUAGGCAAAACAAUGAUUCGUCAAAUUAAUAAUAUACAUUUUUACGAUUUAGGUGUUUUUGAAAUUAUCGGCUAUCGAACGUGGUAAAAAUGGAUAUUGUAAUAUUCGUUUUGAAUUAAUAAAAUUUUCUUGGAUGUAUUUAAAAUUUACAAUGUAAAUAAGCAAGUAAUAAUUAACUUGGUCGAGCCGUAGGGCCAGUUUGAAAUCGCUGUUGUAUUUCCGCACGAAACAUUGCGUCACUGUGACAGCUAACGUUAACAAAAAUCGAUGAAGGGGUGUGAUUAUUCAUUGGCCGACUCUAUAUGUAUAUAAUUUACAGACUUCAAUAAAUGCUUUUGCCUAUUAUUUUGUCGUUUGAUGAGUAAUACAUUUUACUAUAAUAAUAUAAACUGUAGGUAAUCGGGGAAAAAAUACCAUAAAAAAAAAAACUAAGAAAUUAUUAGUUUUUCCAAAUUUAAAAUCAAAUUUUCGUGCAAUUGCCAACUUAACAGUUCAAAUUAUCAAGGUUUUUGGAGAUCACCCCAAGUACAUCCGCCCCCGCUAUCUCCAACCCAGAAUACCGCGUUUUUUUAAGAAACCCACGACUGUGCGUCUAAGCGUUUUUUCAUUCCGGAAUAAUAUAAUAAUAUCACUAAUUUAUUUAUAGAGUUUACAUUAUAAUAUUACGAGUACAAAUCCAUACAAAUUCUCACGUACGAUAAAGUAAUAAUAUUAUGUUGUAAUUGUUUAAGAUUUUAUUUUUGGGGGAGGGAUCCAGUAAAAGCGGCCAUACUUUUCAGCUUUGAUAUCGUGUUCAAAUCGCGACUCCGAACCAAGGUCGUUAUUAUGAUGAUAUUGCGCACUGUAGAGAUUUUAACGCUUGGUCAUUAUAGUGUGUUUUUAUUUUUAAAAAUAAUAUAUUUUCAUAGCAUAUAUUCAUAUACCAAACACUUUACUAACAAGUACCUGCCGAUUCAUUGUUGUUACAACGAAAGAUGGUUUAUGUGCAAUGUAGGUAUGCAAUCAAUGCCACGAAAAUUGAAAUCGUCACACACUGUGUGAAAUUGUCGGGCCAUCAUCCGUGCCAGGUGUGGCGUUUAGGGGGGGGAGAAUAGGGGCCAUUUCCCCCUAGGCAUGAAAUUACCUAUAAAUAAUAAUUUCUUUUAGAAAUCUGUAUAGAAGUUCAGAGUGUUAAUAAAUUAUAAUCACGGCCUCUGCAGAUAGUUGUGCUAUCACAUUAAGCGGUCAGGGGUCUCAUUGAUUGACUGACGUCAUGUUACUUAAAAGUAUAAUUUUUGAACCAAAAAGAUAUUGGGGACCCUCCCUAGAAGACGAACCAAAUCUGCCGCUGAUUCGUGCCUACAGUUGUUUUGGAUAUUUUAAGAUAACUGUAAUGCAGAGAGCAGUGUGAUAAAAUGUCUGUGAAAGUUGCCGUGACCAAAAAAAAAAAAAAACCAAUAUAUAUAAUUUACGUGUACAUUUUUUUAAAUUGUUUUAGGCAAAAACUAUAAUACCUAUCAUAUUGCAUACCUAAGUCUUAUUGAUUUUAGAUUUAAAUCUUUUAAAAUUUCUCGCGACUACAAAACGUAUAUCGAUUUCAUAUAUUAUAAUUAUAUUAUUAUUAAUAAACGAGUGAAAGUUAAUAUACAGUGGUAACGAUUGAAAUUGUACGAAAUGCUCAUUAAAAAUACAAUACGGUAGUCUCUAUAACGGAUCCACUGCUAUUGUAUAUGUAAUAAAUAUAGUCAUCGCUGUCAAUUUGUUUACAUGGCAUGGGUCCAAUAUAUCAUCGAUAAUAUAGUAAACAGAUCCAGCGGCGUACUUAGGAUUUUGUCAAGGAGGGAGAUAAUGAAUUUAGAAAUUGUGUCAUAUUUUAUAACUUGCAUCUAAGCUAAAUAUAUAUAUCAAUUAUUAAUUCAUAUAAUUUUGUAAGUAAUUUAUAAUUAAAUUUGCUCUAAAUGUAUAGUUCAAAUCUUCUAUAACUACUAAUCUUAAUGUAUAUCUAGAUAAAUAAUAAUAAUACAUUUAUCUAUUAUUUUUAGGUUCUAAUCUAGGGCGACCAUAUCUAAAAAAAUAAAAAAACAGGACAAAAUAAUUUCAGUAAUACAUUCAAUAAAGUUUUUUAAAUUCUGAGUGGAGAGAGGAAUGUAUUGGUUUUACAAUGGUGUUUAUUAGUUGUAUAUGGUUGUUAUAUUUCAUGAAUACAAUCACAAUCACUGAUAUAAUCUAUAAUGAAUAUUUUCGUUAGCAAAUUUAUUUUAUUAAAAAAUAAAAUAACAUCAACAAUCUGUAUGUUAAAACUAUAAAAUAUUUAUAUUCUCAAUUAAAUAAAAUAAGAAUUAAUACGGAAUAAUCGGUAUCGACAUAAAAAAACAGGACGAAAAAUGUCCCGAAAGAAGAUCGUCAGGACAACAGAACACAAAGCUGAAAAAAGACGAUCUUGCACAAAAAAUGAGUAUGGUCACCCUAUAAUCUAAUAUAACUUCUUUCAUAUAAGGUAAUGGUUCGGAUGUAGGUUUCGUUUUAAACAAGAAUAUUAUGUAUAUGUUCAGUUUUUUUUAUACAUAGUUAAAUUAACUAUAGGUAGGUACCUACCAACACAUUAAAUUGUAGAUUAUUCUUCUGAAUAAAAAGUCAAAAAAUUUGAAUUUAAAGACAGACUGCCGUAUAAAUAAUAGAUACUAACAAAAGGUUAAGAGGGAGAGGGAUAAAUCUUUCUCCGUAAUACGCCACAGAACAGACCAGAUAAAGAGCUAUAUUGAAUAUUAUUAUUUUAUUAAUUUAAUGAAUUUGUCUAAUUAGUUGGAGAUUUUUUUUUUUUAAUGCACGUAUAUACAUUAUUAUAAUUAUUUGAGAUGUUAUUGUAGAUUAGAUGACUGCAAGAUGAUGUACACAUUCCAUUAUAACUGAAUAAAAGUCCGAAAUCCUUAACACGAGUAAAUUUAUUUUAAAUUUUCGAUUUUGGAUAACCUGCAGGCCUCUAGUGUUUUGACAUUUCACACGAUUUCAAGGCGACAUGAUGUUUUCUGUUGAACUCAGCGGUGGAUUUGAUUGUCUUUAGCGACGAUGCAGUUUUUUUUUUCAGAAUAGGCUUUUGUUUAAAUAAAAGCUUCGAGAAUUAAGUUGCUGGGUUCAAAAAAAAUGUAUAUUGCAGUGAUAUAAUUUCUGGAUAAAAAUAAAUUAAGUAUUUUUUAACGACUGCUUUUAGGAAUAAGUAUAUUUGCAGAAAUCAAUUGGUACUCAUAAGAACACACUCUUGUUUUAAAUUAUCAUAUCUCAUGAAAUUUAGUUGGAUUUUUAUGAAGAUUUGUUUUUUUGGAUAAUACCUUUUGUUUUCCCGCAUUCGCGUAUUUACGAGUAUUAUAUUACUUACUAAUACAUAGGUUGCAUUAUAAUUUAAAUUAGAAAUGUUAUUAAAAAUAGAUGAUGGGUACCUAGUCAUAUUUUAUAAACGUUUAUUAUAUAAUUCAAAUUUAAAAUGAUUACGGUAUUUAAUUAUUGACAGUCUCUCGCAUCAAUAAGGAAAUAACGUAUUUGAUGGAUGGAUGUCAAUCAUAUGAAAAAAAACAUUAGAAAUUAGUUAUGUUAGCCUAGGCAGGGCUGUAGAAAAAACAAUGAUAUAUAAGUAAUUAUGUUGAAUAAUGUUUCUGUACGUUUCUUUAAGUUGAUAAGUUAUAUAACUCGUUAGGUUUUUUUGGUUGCUAAUUAUAAGUUUAAAAUUUAAAUUUUUGCGUUAUAUCUGGGCCAUAUUUAGGAAUUUGAUGCUUCGUGGGGCAACAAAAAAUACGUGAUGUUAAAAAAACAGACCAUUAUCACAUUUGCGUAUGCUCCUGCCUUCUUCCAAUUAGCUGAAGAUUUAUUUAUAUUUUUAUAAAAAUUAAAACUACCCCUAAAUUCCGCCAUCCGGGGCAAUUGUCUCCAAUUUUCCCAACCUAAAUACCGACCUUAUGUUCUAUACAACACUGAUUCUCAACCUUUGUGUUUAUGUGACCCAUGAUAUUUACCAAAUUUUCACGUGACUUUUUCUAAAGUUAAGUUAAAAAUUAAUGGUAGAAGCUACGCUCUUACAACCCCUUACAUGUAUCAACUACGACGGUUAAAUUAUAUUUUGCUAUAGAUAUUCCACAAAUAUAAUUAUAAUUCGUAUUAUCACUUUGUCAUAUAAAAAAAAUCACGCAGUGAGAGGUUAAGGUUUUACCUUUUUUUUUGUAAGUAGGAUUUUCGUCCAUUUCUUGUUUUAAAAUUGGCUUAAUUUGUAAAACAUCCUUUUUUAAACUUUUAAAAUGUCGUGGUGAUCUAAUCAAAAUUAUUCGUAACCUAAAGGUUAAGAACACUCUUAUAUAUACAUACCUAAAGAUAGGUAUCAUUUUAAGUUUCGUUUCCUUAAAAAAAUAUAAAUUUAAAACUAGUCGAACCGAUUGUUUUAUUUAAUCGAGCUUAUAUAUUGUUCCUUUUUUUUCGUCAUCAUUAUAAUAUUAUUAUGUCAAAUUCCAUGAGUAUAUCAGCUCGAUUUAGAACAAUUAUUAUUAUUCGAAUGCUUUAUUCUGCGUAAUAAUUGUUGUUUUAAAACGCAGGAUUUUUGGAUAUUUUACGGAUGUUCUACCAUCUCCCCACUCCGUCGAAUAGCGGUGUUAUACGAACUUACUAUCUACGAACUGUUGUAAACAGUUGCGCCAUUUUUACAUAUAUACCAGUUUACGGGUACUCAAGGUUUGACCGUCGAAAUAACGAUUUCAGUGGUCUUUCUUUUUACUAGGACAGAAGUAUAAUGAUUUUAUUAUUAAUUUGUUCUUAGAGUUAAGCAACUGUCAUAAUUAUUAAAUUGGUUACUGUAGGAUAAUUAUUAUCGCUUUUUCAUGUGUGUGUGUGUGUGCGUGGUGUUGAAAUCCGCAUUUCUGAUGGUAAAAUCAAAAUAAUUUAAACAAUAUUACACGUACAGGUAUAGUAUUCAGUAUAAAUACUAUGUACUGUAUAUUAUAUUGGGUUAUCCAUUUAUCAUGAACUAAUGAAUUUAUCGGAGGAGAAAAGACGAUUUUGGUUUAUUUCUUUCAAUCAUUAUCGAAUCGUUUAAGCUUCAUUUUAACACUAUUUACAAUUUGAUACCCCAUUACUUAUACCUUAAACGAUACCUUUCACGGGUAUACACUUUUCGAUUUUUAAAUAAGAACCUCCUUUUUUUAAACAUAAAUUAGACUGUAAAAUAUUCAUCAACAAAUGUCGAUAUGUAUAAUGUAAUGGGAAUGAGAAUGGUGAAAAACUGUAUAUUUUAGUCGAUUUCAUAUUUAAAAACCACGAUAAAAAUUUAUAUGAAUUGUAUUUGGCGGAUUUCAAUUUUGAAAAUGAAAUUAUUUUACUGGAAAUCGUAAACGAAUUUGAGAGUGUUUCUGAAUAAAUUUCAAAAAGGUUCUUUGAGUAUUUGGCCUUCAAUUAAAGAGAACUAAUGAGAAUAAAGAGAAUAAGAGCUAAAGAGAAUUAAAUAAAAACAAAAACAAAAAAAAAAAUUAAUAGAAAUCAAAUUCUCUUAAAAUAUUCCGCGGAGAAAAUCUUUGGUUCACGAUAAAUGUAUCAGUGUAUCACCCUGUAUAUAUAUAUUCUUAAUCAUUCGUUGACGAUUUUGAAAUUAAAUUUAACAACAAUAACGAUAAUAUUAUUAUUACCUAUACAUAGGUGUUAUUUAACCGAUUUUCUCGUUUAUAAAAAUGUAUAACACUAGCUGUUAUAAUAAUACAAACACGUUGCGAUUGCGUGCGUAUAACUGUCUUUAUACGUAUAAAUAUAUAUAUAUAAAUCUAUUAUCUAUACAGGUAAGGUAUCUAAUCUAUACGCGAUAAUAGGCGACGUAUCGUAUUGUUAUUGUUAUUAUUUCGAGUGUAUAUGUAACGAUUAUUGUCGGAAAUGUGAGAAAGCGAAGAUCGCGGACAAUGCGCCCGUUUAGAGUGCUCGUACAAUAAUUACAUAAAUACUAUAUUCGAAAGGGGAAAAUCGAAGUGGCACUGUCCACGACAAUUAUACUUCGUAGUGGACAGCGCAACGGCUAUAAUAUAAUAUUGAAGCGAACGCCCGAGAAGCGCUCAUUACGCGCGAGCCUGCAGUAGCGUAGUCGCACGCGAAGUAAUUGUAUUUCGCGAAGAUGGCUUCUGCGAGACGGUUAAACGGACUUAGGAGUCGAAUUUCGGCCAUGUUAGGCGUAGCCACGAUCACGGGAUUGGUUCUGUGGAAUACCGACUUACCGAGUGAGUAAAUAUUAGUACACACCUAGGUACGUGCAUCUCGGACCGGCCGCGAGUGUAAUUAUUAUCAUCUUUUCCUCUUAUAGACAUCUAGUUAGAGAUCAGUGACCUUCUGUUACCUCGUUAUUGGCUUCCCAUAAACCUUCCGUCGGAUAUUUUGUUGGGCACACGGAGUACUCUAGUAAGUAUUCCGUAUAGUGUGUUCAGCAUUAUAUUUACGUCGUGUAGGCGUAUUAUAUUACCUAUUCAUUAUCAUCUACUUCAUAUCUCUAUUUUUUAAGUUUUUCCGCGAUCCGCCGAUUUUCGUACAUAAUCUAUUAAUUAUUUUCCAUGCACAUUAACGUAUGUCCUGUAAACACUUAAUUUGUUCAGAUUGGUUUGAUAUCGACAUUUGCGAGUAAAGUGUUUCUUUUAUUACAUUAUAUAGGAUUUUGACGGGUCUUGGGGGGGGGGCAAACUAAAAGUUUAGCCUGUGGUGAUUAGGUUAGGUUAGGAUAGGUUAGGUUUAGUAGACGAUUUUCAUUAUACCAUAUACCAACCUGUUUACGUGCGGUACGUAUGUAACAGUAUUAUUAUAGUUUUAAAACGUACGGUUUUCAGAAGCUUCAAAAGUAAACUGCGACAGAGAGUGCCACGAGCUGGACUGGCCUUUAAUUUGCAGAUUCAGAAUCGUACUGGAAAGUCAACAAAUUCAAAAGUAAUAAGAAUCAUAAUUUAAAUACUUAAUAUUAUUAUAGUUGAUAGGUUGUAUUAUAAAGUAUCAAAUACCUAUGCAUCUUUAAACACGUAAAACAAACGAAACACAUACUUUGGUGUGUACCUACAGGUUAUAUCUAUGUCGAAAUCCUACCUAUUUAAAUAUUGAAGUUUUGUUUUCAUGUACAGUACCGAAAUCCAUACGCAUUGUUGAAAUUUGAUUAUGAUAUUAUUAUCAUGUAUCUAAUGUAAGUAGGUAAUUCGAAUUGUAUUUGAAAAAAAAGACAUGUUUGAAUGUCGGUAUAAGUACAGUUAUUACUAAUUGCUUAGUCGAAUGUAAAAAUAUGUGUACAAAAAAAAAAAAAACCAUUAAACACCAAUUAUUUAAUUCGUGAACUAUGUUAAUACUUAAUGGUUAUUAUUAUUAGACGCACUAAUAACGUAUAACUAAACCUAAAUUAAUGUCGCUAUAACAUUAUUGUUGUUGAUAGAUCUGAUCAAUUAAUUGAUAAAAAAAAAAAAAUAAUAAUAAUAAUAAUAAUAUUUCAGCAAUUGUCAAAAGUGUUCCGACAAUCAAACGGAAUGCCAAGUUGACAAUAUGUACUGUGAUCGGUACUCGGAGAAAGUCAUUACGGCUAAUAGACAAGUUCCCGGACCGUCUAUACGAGUAAUUAUAUUUUAUCGUUAACGUUUUUUUUUUACACAGUUUAUUAAAAUAAUAACCUUAUGGGUACCUAUAACUAUUUAUCCCGUAUUCCAGCUGUAGGUAAUUAAUAUUUCGGAAUCUGAAUAUAAUAUAAUAUAUUGAUGUUAUAUAAAUUCAUAUUAAUUAUGAUUUACCCAAUGCAAUUGUAAAUUAGUAUUCGGUAGGAGUUCUUGUUAAUUAUGUAAUUCAAAUUUCAAACGAGAAUAUUAUAAUAUCAUGUUAUUUUCCAUUACAUACCUAUGUUAAAACUGCAUAAAGUUUCCUUAUGCAAUAUAUUAUGUAAAUUAGCUUCUUUAAUGUGGUUUGUGCGCGUGCAAACUUGAAUAUUAUAAGGUGAAUUUGCGGAGUAAUAACGUUAUAACUUGUUAAAAUUUCGAGAACGCGGGUCUUCGUUUAUUUGUUCGGUUUUCCGAAUUAUUGGAAAAUCAAUGGUCAGUUGACAUUUUUAUUACGACCGUGAUUCCCCAUCGCGUAAUUCCAACAAAUUAGUCAAUUGAAUAAAAUUGAUUCACUGUUCUUUUCCAGAUAUUAAAACGGCUAUUAUUUGGAAAAUAUUCAUUGGUUUCUAAAUUUAUGUUAGAUUAAAAUGUUAAGGAUAAUAUCUAUAAUAAAUUGGCUAUUUAGACAUUCCAUAAAAAUUGAACAAAAUAUACAAAGUUAUUUUUUUCUAGUAAAAAUGUAAUUUUUUUUUAAAAUAUAUUACUCUUUGAAAGAAAAUUCGUUUUUCGUUAGCAAUUGUUUAUCGUUGUUUGUAGGUAUAAAUAAUUGUAUGUACCCCACCUACAACAAUGGUCGCACCUAUACGGGGGCUAGCCAGCUCUCAUUUUUUUGAAAUUUUCAGUAACCUAUACUUUUUCAAUAAUUUAUUUGAUUAUCUAUUUUGCAUUUAUGAGUAUUGAAUAUAUUUAUUACAGGUUUGCGAAAACGAUAUAAUGGUAAUCGACGUUGUCAACCGAAUACCAGGUCACAGUGUUUCGGUACAUUGGAGAGGCCAGUGGCAGAAAGAGACGCCGGUAAUGGACGGUUCACCUAUGGUCACACAGUGUCCAAUAUUACCGCAUACCACGUUUCAAUAUAAAUUUAGGGCCGCUCAGCCCGGCACACACUGGUGGCAAAUAUUAUCAGGUACCUAUAAGAUAAUAUCGAACGGUCUAAGAUCCGCUGUGAAGUCGAAGAUAGGUGUUCUCGGGUAUUCCCGAUAGUACCUAUAUAAUACAUGGUAUUAAGUAUUCUGAUUAUAAUAUGGAUUUAAAACGACAAUUAUUUUACUAAAUUAAAUUAAAUAUUUUUGGCAAUUUUAGGCGAUCACUUAAAAAUUGUGUUCGUAUAUGAUUUUAACAAUUUAUGCAUUUUAUUAUUUUCAAACCCUAAAAUAUAGAUUGCUUGUUUGCGAGUUGAGAACGUCGACACAACAAACAAUAACAUUACGAAUCACAAUUUUCAGUUUUGUUUUUUCUUUCAUCAAUUAUGAUCCGAGAAAAUGCGCGAUUACAAAAACUGGAACUUGUAUAAGAUAACGAUGUUGCAAAAUCUAUUGCCCACUGAGAAAACUUCGUCAGUAUCAGUCCUUUUUUUGUUUUUAAACCGACAAUAUUUUCGAUCAACAGGCGACGAGUUGUCCGAUAGAGUGUUCGGCGCGUUCAUAGUAAAGCAAUCAAAACGCAGAGAACCGCAUGUCACCAUAUACGAUCACGAUGACAUUCCGCACGUUUUGCUCGUGGAAUACGUUACUUCUCAAAACGGUAGUAAUGAAAUGCGUGUAAAUGGAAACGCGCCGUCGAACACGGUAAACUAAACUGUAGUAUAACAUCAUUUAUAGUCUAUAUAGUAACCAUAAACUUAUACUAUUUUAUUACGAUAAACACAAGAUUGCAAUUUUAACCGUGUCGUAAACGGAUGACCGCACGCAGGGUGAUCUAUUUAUCACGAACCAGCGAUUUUCACAGAGAAUAAUUUUUUGUGCAUUCCAUGGUCUACGCUUCUAACUGUAAAACAGCUCAUUAACGGCCGAUCUGAUAUUAGUGUUGGGUACAUCAACAGUUUUAGAAAAAUAUUCUGUAUUCGAAUCUUCGUUUAAAUGGGGGAGAUGGGGGAAUUAUUGCUAUUUGAAAGGCCAAAGUAAACCUAUACUCAUUUAAGGUAUGACGAGUAAGGGUACAUUUUGGGAAACGCGUUAAAAUAAAGCUCAAACGAUUUCAUAAUAAUUGAAAAAAAAAACAGAAAUCAAAUUCACUUCGACAGUUUUCGAGAAAAUCAAUGGUUCCGCGGUAAAUGUAUCACUCGGUAGUAUAUUCAGCAGAAGUGGUCAAUAGUGUAUAAUGAUUAAUUAUUUUACUUAUGUACGUACACUAGUGUUCCAAUAGUUUUUCAUUAUAAACCGUACUACAUAUUUAUUUUUAUUUUUAUGAUGUAGAAGGCUGCCUUAUAAAUAUUAGAAAACAAUGUUGUCUAUUAUUAUUAUUUGUAUGCACUUAAUCAAUGCCUAUGUCGGAACAAAAAUGCACAAAACAUAAAAUAAUUUUACGUUGUUGAACAAAUUUUAUUAAAAACAUGUCGUUAUACCUAAUAUACCUAUACCUAUAUACCCAUAUACCUAAUUAGAAAAAAAAAAAAAAACGAAUAACAAAUUUAUUUUUGAUUUAAGACGAUCACGGUAAAGAACAAUGGCAGGUACAGGUUUAGAACGAUAAACACUGGUGGGUUGUCACAGUGUCCGAUCGAGAUCAAAGCGCAGGAACAUUUUCUGACGGCCAUAGCGAUAGACGGCCACGCGAUUGAACCCGUACAGGUCGAAGCGGUCCAAGUCGAACCAGGUCUCGUUUCAAACGCACAUAAUACUAUUAUAAUUAGAUCGCAAUUGCUGAUAUUGUAGGGUUUGUUUGAAUAUAGGUGAAACGUUAGAUUUCGUUUUGACGGCGAGCAAGAACAGAGGAAUUUUCAACAUGACGGUCAGCUCCGGGGGUCACUGUGAGGACUCCAAUCUCACGCACACGUUGCACAUACAAUACAAUUCGACGCUGAAUGAUAUCAUUUUAGAAAUGAAAAAUCCCAAACUGUCGGUGAGUAUGCCGGGGGCUUGUCAGAAAUUAUUCAUAAUGUAAAUGUAAAUAUAUAGAUUCUAGAAUUAAACGCAAAGUGCGUUAACAAAAGAAAAAAAAAAAAAAGCACUUUUUUAUAAGACAAUGCAUUCCAAGUGUACACAUAAUUCGAUUCGUACAUCAAUAGUGAAACUUUUAUUUUGCAUUUUUCGCUAUUUUUUUUUUGUAGCCAUUUUUUCUUUUAGGGUUUUUAUUAAAGGUUUUAUUUUAAAUUUUAACAUAGUCAAUGUUUAUACGUCAAUUCAAAUAAUAUAAAUAAAAAUAAAACAAAUUUUUAUAAUACUCAAUAUGAUUCAGACAUUGACCAAUAUAUAUUAGAUAAUUCUAAGUUGGGCAUGUUCAAAUGAUAAAAACCAAAGGAUUUUAGUUAUUUUUCUCUGCCUUUCUAUGAAUCUAAAGUUUAUAAAACUUAUAGUAUUAUGAUGACCUAUUUGCAUUUAAAGUUAAUGUUAAUUAUUAUAAUAAAAUUUAAAAUUUGAUUUUUUUUUAUAUUUAGUGAAACCAAUUAUUAUUGUUCAAGAAUGGGGCUUAUAAUGUAAUAACUCACAAGUAUCUUUUCUAAUUUUCUUAUUAGAAUUAUGUCGGAAUAUAUCCAUCUCGCAUUUCAACAUUUUUAUUUUGGCAAACUCUAGGUAUAAUAUGUUUGAAGUUUGGGGCGUGUAAAUAAUUUUGCCUCUCGAUCAUGCUGCGUGUUUCAUAAUAAUAAUAUUAUUUCUCGAGAAACAUUAAAAUUCAAUAACUGCCGCAAUAAUUAAAAUUUUAGGAGUUAAUGAAUGUAUUAUAACAGUCGAAUACAAAAACCUGAGUACCUUUUCAUAGUGCAGGUACUAUAAAAUCGCAAAAUGUAAUAAAAUUACUAUUAGUCGUUUCAUAAAACUUCGCCUUUGCGUAGAAUUUUUCUAAUGUCUUCUCUACGGGGUGUAUGAAAGGUUAAUUGAUGUUGAUAAAAUGUGAAUAUUAUAAUAAAGUCUACCAACAGUCAGAAAUAGUAACAGAUAUAUUGAGCUAUUUUAUUAGCUGUACAAGCAUUCAGUAAAUUAAAAAUACCUACGAUAUGACUGUCCGUCAAAAUUACACUUCGUCUAUUGUCCUGUAAACUACAAAGAUCGUCAUAUCUUCGUGACAUUCAUUUUAUAUAGUUAUUGGUUAUAUAGUAUUCAGUUUUUAUAUUAUAUUGAAUCUACGUACGAAAUGUCAAGAUUAAAGACCCGGCGGUUUGAGCUGUGCGUUGAUAUGUCAGUGAGACGGUCGGUUUUUUUUUUUUCUAUUUGUAUUUGACCGCCGUCUUUGGAACGUCGUAAACGUCGAAGUGCUUAUGUAUAUUUAUAAGAAGUACGCCCAUAUUUACGUAUAUACAAUAAUGUAAACGCUUACAUUUUUCCGUAGGUCGACUCUGUGGUGAACCAUUAUGUGUCUAAGGCGAGUCUAUCGGGCUUACCCUGGGAGCUGUCGGCGAACAAAUUGAAAAACACCAUUUAUUUGGGAUUUUCUUCGAUCAAGUAUCAGCUUGGUGGUCAGUAGAACAACGGAACAAACGAAAAACCAUUUGUUUUUUUGUUUUUUUAAACCACGAACUUUUUUCAGAGGGAAGCUGGUCGAUGCCGAAUUUCAACAACAUGUCGAUGGUACUCCCGUCGGCGCCGCUGCUGCUGCAACAGCCGCAGGACGUGGUCGAGUGCAACUCCGAAAACGUGCCAUUCAAAUGUCGGUCUGGUUUCACGUCUUGUGAGUGUACGCACAUCAUUGACUUGCCUUUGGGCUCCGCCACGGAAUUGGUCGUUUUCGAUACGGGUACUGACAUAUAUCACUAUAUAAUAUAUAUAUAUAUAUAAAAAAAAUACCGAGCAAAAUUAAUUGAACUAAAAAUAACCAAUGGUUUUGUUAUAAAUCCACAGAUUGAUUGAAAAACAGUUCAUCACAACAAAUUACAUAGGUACUCACAUUUCGCCAAAAAUAUUGUUGGUACAUAUUAUUCUUGCUGUUUCGUAUUGAAUAGCUUGUAACUUAAAGGCAUUUAUCUUUAUUGGAUUUUACUUACUCAAUUUUGAAGUACAUUUAAUAUAUAAUAUCGUUUUAGUUAUAAACUAACAUUUCACUUGUUUAACGAUCUCUUCUCAGAAUCGUUUUAUAUAAUUUGAUAUUUUUUAUAUGUAAAAAGGAGUGUCAGAUUGGAAGUCGAUUACACAGUUGAAUAUUAAUAUUAAAUGCGAUUUCAGAUUAGGCUCCCGAAUAGGUUUGUUGACCAAUAUUAUAUUUUAUUCGAAUAAAGACGGGACUGGCACUUUUAAAUUUUUUUUAAAAAAAGGGUUAGAUAAACAAAGGCUCAAAAGAUUUGAUGACUUUUUUGCUGAUUAAAAAAUAGUAGUCACUCCGAAAUUCUAACGGAUUGUAAUAUUAGGAGCGCAAUAUAUUAUCAUGCCUACGAGUAAAACUUAACAAUAAUUCCGAACAAAUGAUAAAUUAACUAGUAUCAUUAUUAAUUUUUACAUUUCUAUCAGCAGUACGUAGCGUACCUAUAAUACUACCCAAUUGAAAUUUUAUAGACAUUUUUAAGUACAUUAUUUAUUAUUUUCUCACGGAUGAUAAAUAAUAACUAUCAGCGGAUAUUUUAAUGAAUUUUCCUUCUCUCCUGGUUUCAAAUCAAAUUCUAGUUUACCAAACAUUUUUUAUUUAUAUUUAUAUCUUUAUAUUUGUUUUGUUGUCGUUUCAGAGCACACGCUGUUCAGGGCGGACCGGUCGCAUUCGUUUCACUUACAUGGGCACAGUUUUCACGUGGUGGGCGAGAAGCGCAAGGCGUUUGUAAAGUCGGCGGAACACGCGAAGAAGUUGGAUAACGAAGGUCGAUUGCUGAGGAGAAACUUCGAGGGUGCCGCGCUGAAGAACACGGUCGUCGUGCCGGCGGCUGGCGUGUCAGCCGUGCGAUUCGUCGCCGACAAUCCCGGUAAUGAUGGACAAUUCAUCAUUCCAAACUUCAUUGGCUUUUAUCCACCGCGAUGAAUAUCAUAUUAAUAUCACUAUAAAUUUCGAUUUUGAAAUUUUGAACAACAUUUGAUUAAUCAAAUUUCAAUUAUUUUUGAGCCGUUGAAUACAUUUUAUUUACGUAUGAAACUAAAAAAUCGAAAAUUUCAAAUAACUCAAGGAACUCCAGAAUAUUUAGUACAAAAAAGGCUUAAAGUAUAAGUAUUCUAUCGAAAUGUCAGCUUUAAAAAAAAUAAUAAAAACAAAAUCGAAAAUACCGAAGGGUAUAGGAUACGUGAUUUACAUUUCAAUUAUAUCUACACAAAGAUUUACAUUGUUAACGAAAUACGAUUUUGAGCUAAGUUUGGUUGAACCUAUUUGAAAUGCCGUAAUUUGAAAAAUUUCCUUCAAAAUGUGAACUUUUUUUCUGCCACUAAGCCUAACUUAUGGUGAAUUUCGUGUACGAUUGUUAACCAUUUUUGUUAGGCCAGAACAAUUUUGUCCACAUAAAAUCCAAGAAUAUAGAAUUCAAAUUUUAUGAAAAUUACCUUUUAUCGUAUUUUAAUUGCAAUAAUCAUAUUUCUGUUUGGAAAGUUGUUUACAAAAAAAAAAAAAAAGAAAAAAAGUAAAACCCAUUCAGUAAAACCAAAGUAUAAUAUAAUAGUCAAUUACAUAGUUAAAUUGCGAAUUGACAUUUCGUAAAUGAUUCCAGAGUAAAAAUGUUGUCAGUAGGUAAAUAUAGUGUCAUGUUUGUAUUACAUAGUUGCCUAAAAUUAGUUCAUUAUAAUCGACGAACGAAAAUUCCUACUGGCUCGUAAUAAUAAACGUCAUUAAUUACUAAUAUAAUUGAUUACAACAUUCCGUCCGUGUUUCAGGAUAUUGGUUAUUCAGGAGCGAAAGUACAUCGGAAUGGUCCAGUGGCCUAUCGUUGAUUUUCCGAGUGGCAAACCCUACGGGAAGCUUUCCCAAAGUGCCCGAAGAUUUUCCCAAAUGCGGGAAUUUUAUAGGUCCGGAAUUUUUCUUGACAUAAUUGUCGUACACGUAUAAACUAUUGUUACCUUGUACAAUUUUGAUCUCUAAUGUUCAUGAACAUUACGUAUUGUUUUAUAAAUAUUAAAUUGUAUAUUAUAUUAUAUAUAUUUAUAUAUAUACAGGUGCUGUGGUACGAAUUAAAAUAAUGUAUAAAUUAAUCGAUUAAGGUACAUAUUAUUAUUGUAAACGGACGUUUUUAUUGUUAAUCAAUUACACUUAGGUGCACAUGUCAUAUUAUCCUAUCUAUGUAUUAUUGUUAUGUAAAUUUAUAAACGAAUAAACCGCUGCUAUUGAAAAUGUCCGGAUAUCAUGCAAUAUUUUAUUAUAACGUUAUAGAUUUGUGUAUUGAAAUCGAUUAUAUAAUAAUAUUGUAAAAAAAAAGAAGAUAUUUUAGAUUUCCGUUUCCGUUGUGAAAAAACUAGACGUAUUUCACACCAUGGGCAUACCCAGUUGAAUACAGGCCAUCGUAGUAGGCGG
Messenger RNA from Cinara cedri, 23448 nucleotides. The record is from the annotation of a GenBank genome assembly. NCBI's taxonomy places the organism in Eukaryota, Metazoa, Arthropoda, Insecta, Hemiptera, Aphididae.